CCCGCCAGAAAGACCUCGCGCAGUGGAUACAGAGAGAGGGAGAGCGAGAGUCUGUGCCUUGUCGUUUCGGGUCGGGGUGUUCCUCCCCGGCCCCACCACCGCGCCUCUCCAGCCGGGUCGCCAUGGAAGAAUUGACGGCGUUUGUCUCCAAAUCCUUCGACCAGAAGAGCAAGGAGAGCAGCAACAGCAACGGCGGCGGCGGCGGCGGCGGAGGCGGAGGAGGUGGCGGCGGUGGCGGCGGCGGCGGCCACAAGAAGGAGACCAUCACGUACCGGGAAGUUUUGGAGAGCGGGUUGGCGCGCUCCCGGGAGCUGGGCAACUCGGACGCCGGCAGCCUGCAGGAGCUGGCCGAGAGCGGCGCCCACUGCCCGGUCCACCUCUUCAAGGACCAUCCCGAGGGCGACAAGGACAAGCUCAAGGACUUCAACCACGCCAGCAGGACCUCGGAAGGGAUCUAUGAGUGCAAAGACAAGCGAGAAGAGGUGAAAUCCGAAGACGAGGAUGGCCAGACCAAACUGAAGCAAAGGCGAAGCCGAACCAAUUUCACACUGGAGCAACUGAACGAGCUGGAGAGACUUUUCGACGAGACGCACUACCCAGAUGCCUUCAUGAGGGAGGAGCUGAGCCAAAGGCUGGGGCUGUCGGAAGCCAGGGUCCAGGUUUGGUUCCAGAACAGAAGAGCCAAGUGCCGAAAACAAGAGAAUCAGAUGCAUAAAGGUGUGAUCCUGGGGACGGCCAGCCAUUUAGAUGCCUGCCGAGUGGCCCCCUACGUGAACAUGGGCGCCCUGAGGAUGCCUUUUCAGCAGGUGGUCCAAGCUCAGCUACAACUGGAAGGCGUCACCCAUGCUCACCCUCACCUCCAUCCUCACCUGGCUGCUCAUGCCCCUUACCUGAUGUUCCCUCCACCCCCUUUUGGACUGCCUAUCGCCUCCUUGGCCGAUUCUGCCUCUGCUGCCGCCGUAGUGGCUGCGGCGGCCAAGAGCAACAGCAAGAAUUCCAGUAUCGCCGACUUGAGGCUCAAGGCCCGGAAACAUGCUGAGGCCUUGGGGCUUUGACAUUUCCAUCCCGGAAACCAUUUUUGUUGCCAGAGAUGGACGAUAGCUCUCGCGCCUCUAACCAGCACUCAAGCUUGGCUGGGAUAAGGAUGAUGGUUACUUUUUCAAAGGCCGGGAAGUACCUGUAGACACACAAUCGGCACUGGCUUGGUCUUUCGUCCCUCCCUCCCUCCUCUGUCAUUUAGAGAUGUUGGCAACUAAUUCAGUUGAUCUGAGGACUGAAGGCCUCACUGGCCUAGCUUAUGUUUAUUUUAAUUGAAAUGCACUUCGUGCUGAUGAUUGCAGUUUAAACUGUUCUUCUGCCACCAGAUGCAUAGUACUAAGUUGAAGGGCGUCCAAAUCCUAAUUAUAAGUCUCAAUAAUGAUGGUGAUGAUAAUGACGAUGAUGAAACAACAACGAUAAUCCAGAAAAUGUUUGGAUUAUCGGGAAGUAAAUGAGGGGGAAAAAAACUCUCCAGACCAUGUGGCAUGUAUGAAUCUUGGGACAACUGGCAUUUGGGACAAGCGGCCAAAGUGAUCAUCCUGUCAGCUUGACACCAUUUGCUGCUGCCAGUUUUUGCUACUUUAUGCAUGUGCCUAACUUUAACCAUCGUUUCAAAAAUUGCCUAUUAUACCGAAACAAAUUUAAAAAGGCUUAAAAAAAAUCCUUGGGGCUGGUCUCCAUUAAGAUGACAUUUCUACUUUGUUGUCAACAAUAUUCUUUCAGUCUCAUCAAUUUCUUCCAUCCUGAAGGAGCUGCUGCUGCAGAACUGGUUUCAAUUUAAAUGUGGAAGUUCAGAUCUGAGACAAGGCAGUUGUCUCGAGAACAAAACGGCUUAAAAGGCUACGUCCUUCACAAGGAUCAACAACCAGAAAACCGACCAUGAAGCGUUUGUGUGUGAGAGGAAGAUGCCAAAAUGU
Molecule: messenger RNA, 1955 nt
Organism: Pogona vitticeps (central bearded dragon)
Lineage: Eukaryota; Metazoa; Chordata; Lepidosauria; Squamata; Agamidae
Gene: SHOX
Product: SHOX homeobox
Biological process (GO): regulation of transcription by RNA polymerase II
Cellular component (GO): nucleus
Molecular function (GO): sequence-specific double-stranded DNA binding; DNA-binding transcription factor activity, RNA polymerase II-specific
Source: RefSeq, a predicted model, not a curated record